Molecule: messenger RNA, 988 nt
Organism: Trifolium pratense (red clover)
Lineage: Eukaryota; Viridiplantae; Streptophyta; Magnoliopsida; Fabales; Fabaceae
Product: protein NETWORKED 3A-like
Exons: 2
Coding region: 35-988 (317 amino acids)
Molecular function (GO): actin binding
Source: RefSeq, a predicted model, not a curated record
UUUUGGUCCUUUGAUAAAUUUAUUUGUUGAGGCAAUGAAUAAUCACCCAUUAAUGUUGAUGGAGAAUAAAGAUGAUGAAUCAUGGAGUUCUUCUGCUCCUAUCUACCAGUCUCAGUGGCUUCAAACUACCAUAUCAGAUUUGGAUGAGAAAUUGGGAGCCAUGAUGAGCAUUUUAGAAGUUGGGAAUUCUCCAAACCAAGAAGACAUGCACUGCAAACGGAGAGACGACCUCAUACAGAUGCUCAAAGAAUUUGGCCAAUCAUACCGUGUUUUAGCCAUAGCAUACAACCAACUUAAGUCUAAAACAUCUCAUGGUACCUUUCAUUCAAGAUCUUUAUCAUCUGCUGCUACGUCAAAAAUCAUAUGUGCUAGCUGCAAUAGAAGAACAACAGGUAACUUGGAGGAUAAGAAACUCGAAAAUGGUUGUAAUAGCCAUAGAAAAUUCUUCACGGAGUGUUCCCAUGUCAAAUCUGGUGGCACUAAUCUGGAUUUUGAGAUAUUAAAGAUGCAGGAAGAUGAAUCUGAUGUAUUGUCAUCAUCUUCCCCAUGCAGCAUGAAAUUACAAUCAGAAGUCGAGUGCAUUGACAUUCAACUUGACAGAAUGACUGAUGUUUUCACCGAUGAAAAUAUUUUAAUGAAGAUUGAGGAUUUGGAAUUAAACCAGAGAACUGAAGAUCCAUCAAUAAUCAAUUCCAAAUUUGAAAGUAUGUGGCCAACAUUGAAGUAUCAAAUGACAAAACUUACAGAGGAUAACCUGCACCAGCUAGAAGAGUUAGCCCAAAGAAAUGAUGAAAAGAGAGAAACCAUUAGAAGGCUUCAGUUAGAGGUGGAAACUUUGAAGCGCAAGAAUAAUGCCCUCCAGAUUUCGUCAAGGUACUCCAAUGCAGAUUCAGAAUGCAGAGAAUCACAAAUAUCAACACCAGGAACAAAAUCUGUGGGCAUGUUCUUCAAAGGUUGCUCUCCAAGAUAUUCUGACUUUACAUCCUAA